GGGGGAAGUGAAGUAAAAGCCAAGCGGAUCCAGUCUCGGAUCGCAGCUCGAUCGUGAUCAAUAGCAUUAGCAUAUCGCCAUUAUUCCCUAGUUUUUUUCCUCAAUUUGCCUGAAUUAAUUUUGCAACAUCAGCAGAUGAAUUGGACAUUUUGUGCGGGAUUUGUUCAGUCUUUCGGAGUGAAAUCGCAUUAUUCCGUUGUGAUAAAUUGAAAGGGUACUUUUGAUUAAUUUAGCUGACCCCGGUCGACUCCAGUUGACCCAUUAUCAUCAUGUUUAAUUAUUUAAUCGUUAUGGAGUUUUCGUGAAUUUUUGGAGUAGUUGAAUCAACGGAGGUACAUGGAGGGAAAAUGGAAACGGGUCGUUGGCUUUAAAAGGAAAAAAGAAUCAGAAAUAAAGAUGCAGUGGAUGAGCCUCAUAAUCUGCCUGUACGCGGGGAUGGCAUCAGCAAGGACCGAGGAGGACCAGUCCCUUUCUGGUGGAAGCACAGGGAGAGCCUUGCCACCCCCAGAGCGAUGUUUCUACCAGUCCCAGAUGGAGUGCCCCGAGGUUGUCAAACCCGACGACUGUCCCUGCAAGCGGAUUCCCAUUCUGUCUCACACGAGCAACGACGAGAAUGCUGUCUACUGCUGCAACUUGAGUGCCAAGAGCUUCGAGCUUGGUCUCGCCUGUGCAAAUUUUCCAUCAAACGUUUCGUACAUUCACAUAAGGAAUGCAACACUAGACGUCUUCAACGUCUCAGAGGUGAAGUGGAGAAGACUCAAGACCCUGGCAAUAACCGAUGGCCGGAUUAAUCGAAUAAAGGGUCAAUUUCUGAUGAUGACCCCAACCCAGUGCUUGAACUUGUCCAAUAACGGAUUGCUUGAGAUUGAGAAUAAUUCAUUCACAAGAUUAGCGCAACUGACUAGUCUUGAUUUAUCCUACAACAAUGUCACACACCUGCCAGCAUUGAACACCAUGCACGGACGUGAAUUUUGGAUUGACAUAUCGAGUACUAAUACCCUCAUGUGUCACGACGUUUAUCAGUCUAUCAACAAAACUGGGGAGAAACAGAUUCAUUUUAAUAGGGAGAACGAGACACUGUGCUCGGCUAGUAAAACAUGGCACUGGUUCAAUUCCACUGAGCAAGUGCCACUCCAGCAAGUCAGGUAUUUGAGUCAGCUGCAAGCCGAGUGCCCGAAAGGCGACAACUGGCAGUGCCAGUGUAGUUUUCGUCGUAUGGACAUGAUUCAUGGAAUAUCACCGACAUUAGCUGUCAACGUAGACUGCAUUGGUAUGCAGUUGACCGAAUUGCCAGAUCGGCUUCCACGCAACACGAUAUCACUCAAUGUUUCCUACAAUAACAUCACAGUUCUCGAUUACUUGAGCACAAAUCACUGGUACGAGGAUCUCAGGGAGUUUUCCGCUGAUUAUAAUAAUAUAUCGUCGAUCAACAAACUCGAGGGCUCAAAGUUCCUGGAUAAUUACGCAUGCUUGAGUCUACGAUACAAUAAAAUCAAAUCUCUACCGACGUACAUUUUAUCUCUGAACGGGCCUGAUAAGAAUUAUGCAAUCUCCAAAGGCGUGAAACUUGGUGGGAAUGCAUUGCAUUGUGAUUGCAAUACUGCAAAACAUUUAAAGGGAUGGCUGCAAAGCAGGAUUCUCGAUGCCGACGAAGUCCUCUGUGAAAAAAUCAAGGAACGAGUGAUCGAGCUGGAUCCGUCAAAAAUGUGCGUCUAUCCCGGGGAUUGGACUGAUUACAUUUACUAUAUAAUUGCGACUGAAGUCUUUUUGUUGAUAAGUCUCGUGGCAAAGGUAUCCUAUGACUACUGGAUCUUCAAAACUGCUGGGUAUCUACCUUGGCCGGCCAACAAGAUGCCGAAAUUACCUUGCGAUUGGCUGUGCGAGACUUAGGUUUAAUAUAAUGUCGAGCCCCUGAAUAAGAUACCUCAAGGAUUCCCCCCCCCCCCCCUCUCGGUACCUCCCUCGCCUUAUGGGUGAAAAAAUGAUCACAAGGAUCAAACGAAAGGCAGGAACGAAGAGAUCAGAGGGAGCGAAUGGAAUUGGAAGUCGCCGUGAGGGACGAGGGGAGUAAUCCACUCGUGUCUUACGUGACGAAGUGGAAAUUUCACUCGAUUGAGGUAUUUUAUGUCAAGAAUCGGCAGUAUUCUCCAUUGAAAUCUCAAUUUCAAGUAUUCCAGACUCGAAAAAAGACUAAAAAGUUCAUUUUAUCACUUUCGUAUUUAGAGUAUAUUUUUGACAGGAUUUUUACUACCGAAACGAUAUUGAAAUCCAAUAGAUAUUUUUUAUACCGAGGACAAACGAAAAAAUACAUGCUAUAUAUUUUCCCUCAACUACCUAAUCAGAUUUUUUAUUUGAUGAACUCUCGAUGAUAUUGACUGCAUAAUAAUCUAAUUGAUAAUUAGAUUGAACCCAUGACUUUGGAUAUUAAAAAAUAAUGCAUGUAAAUAAAAGUACUCUAGUCGAUAUUGGUGUCUGAUCUAGAUAUUCAAGAGACGUUAAACUCAAAUUUGUUUUUGUAUUUGUAAAAUGCAUUUUCAAUAAAAAAGUAAAAUAAAAUUUUAUUUUAUUGGG
Diachasmimorpha longicaudata is the source of this 2571-nucleotide messenger RNA. RefSeq names its product protein halfway (gene hfw). The record is from RefSeq and is a predicted model, not a curated record. The coding region runs from base 337 to 1890 and encodes 517 amino acids. The transcript has 8 exons. NCBI's taxonomy places the organism in Eukaryota, Metazoa, Arthropoda, Insecta, Hymenoptera, Braconidae. Gene Ontology annotation, molecular function: protein binding.